GUCUCCCUUUCCCCUUUCCUCCUUCCUUUCCUUCAUCUCGCCCUGCGCAAGCUUCACGCUCACUAAAGAAGAAGACAAACACCGUUGGACAUCCGCCGUCGUUGUUCCAACUUUCAUAACAAACUACACGGUCGUUACUUACCUCGACAACGCCACAAUGCGUACCACUGCAUCUGUUCUCGCCCUCGUGGCAUCCGCUUCGGCCGUCCACCAGGGAUUCAACUACGGCUCCACCAACAGCGAUGGCUCCAUCAGGGACCAGCAGAGAUUCCAGGACGAGUUCAACGCCGCCAAGAACCUCGAGGGUGUCUCCGGCUUCAACUCCGCCCGUCUCUACACCAUGAUCCAAGGCGGAACAGCCAACGACCCCAUCUCCGCCAUCCCCGCCGCCAUCGCCGCAGACACCACCCUCCUUCUCGGAAUCUGGGCCUCCGCCGGCCAACAAGGCAUUAACAACGAGAUCGCGGCCCUCAAGCGCGCGAUCGAGCAGUACGGCACCGACUUCACCAGCCGUGUCACCGGCCUCUCCGUCGGCAGCGAGGACCUCUACCGUCUCUCCCCCACCGGCAUCGCCGCCAAGUCUGGUUACGGAGCUGAGCCCGCGGAUCUGGUCUCUUAUAUCGGUCAAGUCCGCCAGGCUAUCGCUGGCACCGCUCUGUCCGGCACCCCGAUCGGCCACGUCGAUACCUGGAACGACUGGGUGAACGGUUCGAACAGCGCUGUCAUCCAGGCCGUCGACUGGCUCGGUGUCGACGCCUACCCCUACUUCCAGGCCUCGAUGGCGAACGGCGUCGACAACGGACCGCAGCUCUUCUUCGACGCCUACGAUGCCACCGUCGGAGCCGCAGGCGGCAAGGACGUCUGGAUCACCGAGACCGGGUGGCCUGUCUCUGGCCCCGUCUCCGGACAAGCCGAGGCCAGUCUCGCUAAUGCCAAGUUCUUCUGGGACAAGGUCGCUUGCCCUUCGCUUGGCAAGAUCAACACAUACUGGUACACACUCCAGGACUCCUACCCCAACACCCCCAGCCCCAGCUUCGGCGUCGUCGGCACCACCCUCAGCACCAAGCCGCUCUUCGACCUCUCCUGCCCAUCUGCCGACUCUACCACCCCCGCUAGCUCCGCCAAGGACGUCGCCUCCUCCACCGGGGCAGCGCCUAGCAGAAUCGUCGCCAGCGGCGGCACCCUGACCCCAACCCAUGGCGCUGACUCUGGCGCUGGCGGCGUCGGUGCUGGUUCCGGCUCCGCAAACUCCUCAUCCACCCUCAUCGCCGUCCCAUCCAGCGGCGCCUCCACCGGCGGCGCUGGUGCCCGUACCGGUUCUGGCAGCGCUUCCCCAUCCGGCGGUGCUACUGGUGGUGCUGGUAGCGCUUCUCCAUCUAGUGGCGCCUCGAGCGGCGGCUCUGGUGGUGUUGUCGGUGGUGGUGCUAGCAGCGGUAGCGGAUCGAACAGCACAGGCAACGGGACUGUUGUCUCGCCUGCCCCUACUGCUAGGCCGACUAUUGUCGCGGCUACGGGUGCUGCUCCUACCGCUGGUGCGGGUGCGGGGCUUGCGUUCGGUGCUGCUAUCAUGGCUGUUGUUGCUGCGUUCUAGAUGUCUCCCUCUGACGAGUGAGUGGGGAUGUGCUUAUCAGUAUGUGGAGUUGGCAAGAUGUAUGUGAUUAGGGGUUAGAUUGUGUAUUGUUGUGCAUUGCGUGAUUUGAUUUAGGGCUGCGUGUGAUGUGAUGUGGGUGCAUAGGGAUUUUUAGAAUGGGCCCGGAAUGGAAAUGGAACUCGGAAU
This is a messenger RNA of Pseudogymnoascus destructans, 1777 nucleotides long. RefSeq lists its product as uncharacterized. Gene Ontology annotation, molecular function: glucan endo-1,3-beta-D-glucosidase activity; 1,3-beta-glucanosyltransferase activity. NCBI's taxonomy places the organism in Eukaryota, Fungi, Ascomycota, Leotiomycetes, Thelebolales, Thelebolaceae. Gene Ontology annotation, cellular component: extracellular region; cell surface; fungal-type cell wall. Gene Ontology annotation, biological process: carbohydrate metabolic process; cell wall organization. The record is from RefSeq and is a predicted model, not a curated record. Bases 158 to 1591 code for a protein of 477 amino acids. The transcript has 2 exons.